This is a messenger RNA of Aspergillus puulaauensis, 1764 nucleotides long. Its product is annotated as Zn(II)2Cys6 transcription factor. The record is from RefSeq and is a predicted model, not a curated record. Bases 1 to 1764 code for a protein of 587 amino acids. NCBI's taxonomy places the organism in Eukaryota, Fungi, Ascomycota, Eurotiomycetes, Eurotiales, Aspergillaceae. Gene Ontology annotation, biological process: positive regulation of transcription by RNA polymerase II. The transcript has a single exon. Gene Ontology annotation, cellular component: nucleus. Gene Ontology annotation, molecular function: transcription cis-regulatory region binding; zinc ion binding; DNA-binding transcription factor activity, RNA polymerase II-specific.
AUGGAACCGGCAAAGAUGCAACGACAAGGGAAGAAUUUGUCUACGCGGUCUCCGCAUGGAUGCUCAAAUUGCCGCCGUAGCAAGGUCAAAUGCGACGAGCAAAAGCCAUCUUGUACCCGAUGCUGGCGGAAAGACCUGCAGUGCUCAAGCCCUGUUCAACUGAGAUGGGAAUCAACCUACCGUGAUCGUGGAGUUGCCUUCGGUCGGUCUGGGGUCUGGGCCAAAAGUCUUCCUACGAAGGGACAGGGACAGGGACAGGGACAAGGACAGAGUGCUUCCUUCCCCAACGGCACUACAUGGCUUUCAACACCGACUAUCCAUUCAUGGGCAUUUGUCAAUAAUGAUACGUCCUUUAUCCAGCGACUUAGUGAGGAGGAACAAGACCAUGCUAAGCGGCAUCUCCUACCCGCUUUUGAUGCCAAAAUAGCUAUCGGGGAGCAACAGCCCAAUGAGAUUAUAUUAUCGUCACUCUCAAGUCCGAAAUCAUCUCCUCAUCAGGCAAUAUGCAUUGACGAAGCGUUCACGCCUACCAUUCCAUCGUCUCCCGGGCUAUUUCCGUCCCUCGAUGUAGUAGGGAACCGAGUGCUGUUCGACUACUAUAUCAAUCAAAUAUGCCCUCGAACAGGACAUGGUGCUCUGUCUCAAUCACCAUUUGUAUCUGUCAUUCUUCCUUACUGUAUAUCAGCUCCACCCACAGUGUUGCGAGCAAUCCAAGCGCUAGCCGCCUGCCAUUGGUCUCAAUAUGACCCCCAAUAUACCAACAUCAGCCUACGACUUAAGUCCCGCGUUCUAAUGGACUUUCGAAAGCAAAUUAAUGUUGGCCGAACGGUUCUAGCUUCUAAAGACCGGGAACUCUUGGUGAUUGCAAUGUUCCUAUGCCUCUUCGAUAUCGUCGACCACUGCGAUCAGCAGUGGAUUGUUCACCUCCAAGGAGCAAAAGAUAUCAUUCGGCUUCGAAAGCGCCAGCAGCUCUUAACAGGACCAAAUGAAGGUACACAACAGGAUGAAGUAUCUUCCUUUGUGGAGCUUUUCUUCGCUUUCCAAGACGUAAUGGGCCGGACUGCCUGCGCAAAAGCAGACCUGUUCGGGUCAAGCUAUUGGUGUGAAGACGACAUAACGAUCAAUCCUUGGAUGGGAUGCAGCCCGGCCCUUGUCUCCAUACUAUUUUCAGUUAUGGACCUCAGCAGGUCACGGCGGGACAUGGUCUCGGACGAGGACCAGAUGACCUUCGACCUCCGAGCCAACGCGUUGAACAAUAACCUCGCGCAUCUCAAACAAGAAUGUAGUGUCCCUGAACAAGAUCGGACGAUUCAGCGGGUUGCUGAACUGAAGAAACUCGCUUGUCUUGUCUUUCUAAACUGCGCAUUAUUUGGCGGGCGGCCAUCAGAUCCUUUGAUCAAAAGUUAUAUACGGAACAUGUUGCAGGAGAUUGUUAAGCUCCUAGACUUGGAACGCUCCUGCCAUGUUAUCUGGCCUCUUUUUGUUGCUGCUGUUGAAUUGGACCCGCUUGACGUUGAGCUAUCUGUACACCCAGACACUCAAUCAAUGACAGAUGGGAGAAGGCUUGUAUUUGAAUUGCUCGAGAAGAUGGCCAAGAGCAGUGUCUCGAGCGUCUCUCGGACGCGUGUGGUUAUCGAGCAGGUCUGGAAAGCGCGGGACUUUAGUUUAUCGAGUUCCUCUGAGCCGAAGAGGCCGUCUAUAUCUGAUAUAAAUGACUGGGAACAGUAUGUUGUGCCGGUCAGCGAUGCUUUAAGCUUGGUAUAA